Messenger RNA from Penicillium waksmanii, 1347 nucleotides. Its product is annotated as bifunctional ornithine acetyltransferase/N-acetylglutamate synthase. The record is from RefSeq and is a predicted model, not a curated record. Gene Ontology annotation, cellular component: mitochondrial matrix. Gene Ontology annotation, molecular function: L-glutamate N-acetyltransferase activity, acting on acetyl-CoA as donor; L-glutamate N-acetyltransferase activity, acting on acetyl-L-ornithine as donor. Gene Ontology annotation, biological process: L-ornithine biosynthetic process; L-arginine biosynthetic process. Lineage: Eukaryota; Fungi; Ascomycota; Eurotiomycetes; Eurotiales; Aspergillaceae. The coding region runs from base 1 to 1347 and encodes 448 amino acids. The transcript has 3 exons.
AUGGCGGUUAGCUCCUUUGCCCGCAUGCUCAAGGGCCAGGUCCGAUCAUACUCCGCACCGCUGGACAUGGCCAUUCCGCCCUCCAAGCAGCGCUAUAUCCCCACCUCCGGCUCCUACCCCAAGGGUUUCCUAGUCUCCGGUACUCACGUCGGCGUCAAGGCCUCCAACACUCGAUUCCCUGACCUAGCCCUCAUCGCUUCCGAGACUCCAUGCUCCGCCGCCGCCGUCUUCACCACGAACAAGUUCCAGGCUGCGCCGGUCCAGGUGAGCAGGGAGACCUUGCGUACUCGCAACGGCCAAGGCAUUCGUUCUGUUGUGAUCAACUCGGGCUGCGCCAAUGCCGUGACUGGAAAGGGUGGUCUAGAGGAUGCGGUCCAGAUGGGCCGUACCGUGGACCAGUGCAAUGGAGUUGAGAAGGAUAGCUCUCUGGUGAUGAGCACCGGUGUCAUUGGACAGCGCCUGCCUAUCAGCAAGAUUCUCGACCGCAUUCCCACCGCGCACAACAACCUUGCUUCCUCGCACGAAGCAUGGCUGACCACUGCCCCUCCUCUCCCGCGAAUUCACACUACCCUCUUCCCCGGCCAGACCUACCGCCUCGCCGGUAUGACCAAGGGCGCCGGCAUGAUCCACCCCAACAUGGCCACUCUACUGGGCGUUCUGUGCACCGAUGCCGCCGUUGAGCCCGCCGCUCUGCAAUCCAUUCUCAAGCACGCCGUCUCCCGCUCUUUCAACUCUAUCUCUAUUGAUGGCGACACCAGCACCAACGACACCAUCGCUGUACUUGCCAACGGUGCCGCCGGCGGCAACGUCGUUCCUGCUUCCGAAACCCAUGAAGACUAUCAAGCGCUGCAGACCGUCCUGACCGACUUUGCGCAGGAGCUCUCGCAGCUCGUCGUUCGCGACGGCGAGGGCGCGACUAAGUUCGUCACUGUCCGCGUGCGUAACUCCUCUGAUUACGAGUCCGCUCGCCUGAUCGCUUCCACUAUUGCCCGCUCUCCUUUGGUCAAGACUGCUCUCUACGGCCGUGAUGCUAACUGGGGCCGCAUCCUGUGCGCCGUUGGUUACACCCAGGGUGUCCGUGAUGGCGUUGUUGUUCCCGAACGUACCUCUGUGAGCUUCCGCCCUGUUGACGGCAGCCCGAUCCUGAAGUUGCUGGUGAAUGGUGAGCCUGAGACUGUCGAUGAGGAGCGCGCUAGUGCUAUCCUGCAGAACGAGGAUUUGGAGAUCGAGAUCGACCUUGGUGGUGGUGAGAAGGCUGAGGCUGGCUGUGGAGGUGAGGAUGCGGUGUAUUGGUUCUGUGAUUUCAGCCACGAGUAUGUGACUAUCAACGGGGACUACCGCACCUAA